This is a messenger RNA of Lytechinus pictus (painted urchin), 9199 nucleotides long. RefSeq names its product echinoderm microtubule-associated protein-like 6. The transcript is spliced from 35 exons. Bases 1 to 5736 code for a protein of 1911 amino acids. NCBI's taxonomy places the organism in Eukaryota, Metazoa, Echinodermata, Echinoidea, Temnopleuroida, Toxopneustidae. The record is from RefSeq and is a predicted model, not a curated record. Gene Ontology annotation, molecular function: microtubule binding.
AUGUCACGCUUUGGUGCUGGUACUCCAUUGAUAAUGGGUAUACAUUUGGCCAUUCAUCCUGAGCGGUCGCUCAUUGCUACUGGUCAGUUUGGGAAGGAUCCUUACAUCUGUGUUUGGGAUUCAAACAAUGUACAGACAGUGUCCAUUCUCAAGGAUGGUCAUACACAUGGUAUCGGCUCUCUCGCAUUCAGCCCUGACGGCUCGAGAAUUGUAUCUGUUGGUCUGGAUCCUAACAACAUCAUGAAUGUGUGGGACUGGAAGAAAGGCAAGAUCUUAUCAACUGUAAAAGGUCAUUCAGCCAGGAUAUUUGAUUGCCAGUUCAACCCACAUAAAGAAGGUACCCUGGUGAGCUGUGGCAUGAAGCACAUUAAGUUCUGGACUCUCUGUGGGAAUGCUCUGACGGCUAAGAAAGGUGUCUUUGGCAAGGUGGGAGACAUCCAGACUAUGCUGUGUCUAGGGUUUGCACCUAAUGAUGACAUCACCUAUGCAGGAACCCUCAGUGGGGAUAUCUAUGUAUGGAACGGGACCAACUUACAGAGAGUUAUACAGGAUGCUCAUAGGGGUAGCAUCUAUACAAUGGAUAGUGCUGAAGGAGGCUACGUGACUGGAGGAAAAGACGGAUGUCUAUGUCUAUGGGACCCAGAUUUCAGACAUAUCACAAAGAUAGACCUACAUAAGACCAACCAAGGAUACCCAGGUCUUUCCAUCCGUAGUGUUCACUGGCUUGGUGAACACAUCUUAGUUGGUACACAUGACAGUGAGAUCCUUGAAGUGUUUGUACGAGAGAGAGAUAGACCUAAGGUGUUGGUUCAAGGUCAUGCUGAGGGAGAGCUCUGGGCACUCACAGUACAUCCAAAGAAACCAAUCUUUGCCACUGGCAGUGAUGAUCAAAGUGUAAGGAUAUGGAACAGUGAAGAUAAGACGUUACUGAAGAAGACAGAGAUGGAGCAAAAUGUGAGAUCAGUAGCUUUCAACCAUGAUGGCAGCCAGCUUGCUGUUGGUAUGUCAGAUGGAUCUUUCACAGUACUCAAAGCAAAAGAUCUUUCAGAAAUCAUUCACAUCAAGGAUCGCAAGGAGGUCCUUCACGAGAUGAAGUAUUCCCCCGAGGGUCACUACCUUGCUGUAGGUUCUAAUGAUAACUUUGUAGAUGUGUAUGCUGUAGAGCAACGCUACAAGAAGGUUGGCCAGUGUUCUGGUAGCAGUAGUUUCAUCACUCAUCUGGAUUGGUCAGAGGAUAGUCAGUACCUUCAGACAAACAGUGGAGCUGCUGAGAGACUCAUCUAUAAGAUGCCUGGUGGGAAGCAUGUGACUAAUCGAGAUGAGAUCAAACAGAUCCACUGGUACUCCUGGACCUCUGUCCUUGGGGCUGAAGCCAAUGGUAUCUGGCCCAAGUACUCAGACACCAAUGAUGUCAAUGCAGUUGAUGCAAACUAUCCUGGACUGGCGAUGGUGACGGGAGAUGAUUUUGGCCUUGUCAAGCUCUUCAGAUUCCCCACAUUGAAACGAGGUGCCAAGUUUAGGAAGUACGUUGGUCAUUCUGCCCAUGUGACCAAUGUGCGAUUCACCCAUGAUAGGAGGUAUGUAGUGUCUGUAGGAGGUGGUGAUCAUGCUGUCUUUCUAUGGAGGUAUAACCCUGAGGGUGUUCAGCCCGAUGAAGACCUUGGUACAGGCCAUGAUACAGGAUAUAUGGAUUCAAACAGUGAGGACAGCGACUCAGACAUGUCUGAUAUCGGUGAUCUCGACUCUGACAUCGAGAAGGAGAAGGAGAUAGACUACGAGAGGGCUGUUUACAAGGAGGACCUGGACCAACUCAAGAGACAGAACAAGACCAAUAACUCUACGGGAGAGAAGAGACGAGAUGGCCCGAAUAGAGGAAUGAGGCUAGACUUUGUUCAUGGCUAUCGAGGGUAUGAUUGUCGUAACAACCUGUUCUACACUCAAGCAGGAGAGGUGGUAUUUCACGUUGCAGCAGCUGGUAUCAUCUACAAUCGUGAGACACACUCCCAACGAUUCUUCCUCGGACACACCGAUGACAUUCUAUGCUUAUGUAUUCAUCCACGCAAAGAUUAUGUGGCAACUGGACAGGUUGGCAGAGAUCCAUCUAUCUACAUUUGGGAUUGUGAAACACUGAAACCACUUGCUCUCUUGAUGGGCCAGCACAAGAGAGGAGUUUGUGCUCUGGACUUUUCAGCUGAUGGUAAGAAGCUAGCCAGUGUGGGUCUCGAUGACAAUCAUUGCAUCGUGGUAUGGGACUGGAAGAAAGGUGAAAAGCUAGCCACAACAAGAGGACACAAAGACAAGAUCUUUGUCAUCAAGUGGAAUGCUCAUGAUAAUGAUAAGCUGGUCACCGUUGGAAUGAAACACAUCAAAUUCUGGACUCUAGCUGGUGGUGGGUUAACCUCAAAGCGUGGUACCUUUGGUAACGUUGAAAAGCCUGACACCAUGAUGUGUGUUUGCUAUGGGAGAUCACCCGAGAUGACAUACUCUGGAGGUGCUAAUGGUAGGAUAUACCACUGGCAGGGUACCACUUUAAAAAGGGCAGUCAAAGCACAUGAUGGUCCCUGCUUCGCCAUGCAUUCCUUGGACAAGGGCUUUGUGACAGGUGGAAAGGAUGGUAUGAUUGCUCUAUGGGAUGAGGCCUUUGAACAAUGUCUCAAGACCUACGCUGUCAAGAAGUCUAGCCUGUCUCAUGAUUCUCAUGGUACGCUGACCAGUGACAUGCCAGCCAUACGGUCAGUGGUGCUUGGACAUGGACACAUUCUAGCAGGGACCAAAAACAGUGAGGUUCUACAGAUAGAGAAGAGUGGACCUAUCAAACUACUCGUCCAGGGUCACAUGGAGAGUGAGAUAUGGGGUUUGGCCGCUCACCCAUCCAAGGAUGUCAUAUCAACAGUCAGUGAUGACCAGACGUUACGUCUAUGGGACAUUGGAGAAGCUAACAAGCUGCUAAAUGUUAGGAAGCUAAAGACUGGUGCAAGGUGUUGUGAUUUCUCUCCUGAUGGCAAAGGAUUGGCUGUAGGAUACAAAGAUGGUAGUUUUGCUGUACUGGACAGUGAAACUCUUAAUGACAUCGCUGGAUUCCAUCACAGAAAAGAAGAAAUAUCUGACAUCAAAUUCUCACCUAAUCCUGGUAAAUACCUAGCUGUAGCAUCCCACGACAACUAUGUGGAUAUCUACAAUGUAAUGAACAGCAAGAGGGUUGGUACAUGUAAAGGAUCAUCGAGUUAUAUCACACAUACAGACUGGGAUGGUUCAGGGAAGCUUGUUAUGUCUAAUUCCGGUGCCAAGGAGCAGCUGUUUUUUGAAGCCCCACGAGGCAAGAGGCACGCAAUACGUAACAUGGAGAUAGAACGUCUCAACUGGGCAUCUUGGACCUGUGUCCUGGGACACACCUGUACUGGUAUCUGGCCGGCUAAGAGUGAUGUGACUGAUGUGAAUGCUGGAUGCUUGUCACAUGACCGUAUGACUUUUGCAACGGGAGAUGACUUUGGAUAUGUUAAACUGUUCCAGUGGCCUGUUGUGGGGAAGAAUGCGAAGUUCAAGAAGUAUGUCGGACAUAGUGCCCAUGUGACCAAUGUGAGGUGGUCGCAUGAUGAUCGAAAGCUGAUAUCUGUCGGUGGUGCCGAUACCUCUGUCAUGGUUUGGUCUCGAGAGGGCGUUGGUGAAGGUAACGCAUGUGGAGACAGCGAUGAUUCCGACACAGACUCAGAAGAAGAAGGUUAUGACAGUGAUGUUCAACGUGAGAAGGACAUGGAUUAUUCAGCUAAGACGUACACGAGUCCAAGGAGAGAAAUGGCUGGAGUCAAACCUCAUCUACAAAAUGUAGAGAAUGAUGAUAUGCCUAGUGUAAGCAGGGCGGCAGCCAGGCCUCCUAAAGUUAGGAAGAGUGAUGUAGAUACAGGCAAGAGGAAAAGGCCUGGCAAAGUCGAGGAGUUAGUACUUCAGCAUAUCCAUGGCUAUAGAGGCUUUGAUUGUAGAAACAACCUCCAUUACCUCAAUGAUGGUGCUGAUAUUGUCUAUCAUGCAGCUGGAGCUGGCAUCGUCCAAAACCUUGAAAAGGGAAGCCAGAGCUUUUACCUUGAGCAUACAGAUGACAUCAUAUGCCUGACUGUCAACCAGCAUCCCAAGUAUCCCAACGUGGUUGCGACCGGUCAGAUAGGUGAAACGCCUGCGGUCAAUGUAUGGAAUGCAGAAACAAAGGAAACGCUGUCCAUCAUACGAGGGUUCCACACUAAGGGUGUCUGCUCGGUCAACUUCAGUGCAUCGGGGAAGCUACUACUGACUGUUGGCAUUGACAAGAACCAUUCAUUUGCAGUCUGGAGAUGGCAAGAUGGUACUAGGAUUGCCAGUGGCGUUGGACACACAAAGAGAAUCUUUGUUGCCGAGUUCAGACCAGACUCUGAUUCUCAGUUUGUGACUGUUGGUGUAAAGCAUGUCAAGUUCUGGACCGUAGCAGGUAGUCAACUCCUGGGCAAGAGAGGAUUACUCAAGAGAUCUACUACCAAUCCACAGGAAUCAAAGAUGCAAACCAUGCUUUCAAUAGCGUUUGGAGCAAAUGAUACAACAUACACAGGAUCUAUGUGUGGUGAUGUGUAUGUAUGGAAGGGUCAUAUGUUAACUAAAGUAGUUACCAGAGCUCAUCAGGAUGCGGUAUUCACCCUCUACACAACUCUCAAAGAUGGACUUAUAGUCUCGGGAGGCAAGGAGAAAGCUGGACGUAGCGGAAAUGCGGUGAAGUUAUGGGACCAAGACAUGAAGAAAUGUAGAAAUUUUCAACUGAGUACAGGAAACAAGAUGGAUGUUGUUAAGAGUGUCUGUCGGGCAAAGGGAAAGAUCUUGCUAGGCACUAAGGAGAGUGAGAUAUUUGAGAUUGAUGAAAAGAAAGGAACUGUAACCAAUGUAAGUCAAGGGCAUGGUGAAGGAGAACUAUGGGGUUUAGCAUCUCAUCCAACCAAGGAAGUAUUUGCAUCAGCUAGUGAUGAUGCUACUAUCAGGAUAUGGGAUGUUCCUAAUAAGAAAAUGUUGAACAAGGCGGUAAUUGGUACUCCAGCCAGGUCAAUAGCAUACAGUCCUGAUGGUGAGAAGCUAGCAGUUGGUCUUAAGAAUGGAGAGUUUGUCAUCUUGACUGUAGCUACACUUGAGAUGUGGGGAAGGAAGAGGGACAGGAGUAAAGCUAUUCAAGACAUCAAGUUUAGUCCAGACUCUAAGUACCUUGCUGUGGCAUCAGAUGAUGGCAGUGUUGACUUUUAUGACAUCAGCGCAGGGUCUGCACUGUCGAGGGCAGGCUUCUGUAAAGGCAUCUCUAGCUUUGUAAUACAACUUGACUUCUCAGCAGAUAGCAAGUAUAUACAGAUUGGUACUGGGACCUAUCAACGGUUAGUCUACACUGUACCAAGUGGGAAACCUGUUACAGAGAGCUCAGAUAUCCAGAAUAUCACAUGGGCUACAUGGACCAGUGUAAUUGGUCAAGAGGUCGUUGGUGUUUGGCCAAGGAAUGCAGAUAAGGCGGAUGUUAACUGUGCUAUAGUCAGUGGUCAAGGCAAUGCAAUAGCAACAGGAGAUGAUUUUGGCUUUGUAAAACUCUUCAAUUUCCCAUGCUCAGAGAAAUAUGCAUCUCACAAGAAGUAUGUUGGUCAUUCUGCACAUGUUACUAAUGUGAAGUUCAUCUAUGAUGACAGGCAUCUAGUUAGCACCGGAGGUGACGAUUGCUGCUUGUUUGUUUGGAAAUGUAGGUGAGAUUAGAUCAUUAGCCUUGAGAUCCACUCUUCAAUGCAGGGUUUCAGACAAUUCAAAGAAUAUCUUCAAUGAUGCAUUUAAAAAAGGAUAUUUUCCUGUAUCGGAGAAGCCAUCAACAGUUCAGUGUCCUUCAAAUUAUCAUGUUGUUCUAAAAGUGCGGAAUCUUUAAUGUUGGUUUACAUUUUGUUUUUCCUAUUGUAUAUGGUGUACAGUUCUGUCACAAUUGUGUUUAUAGACAAUUGUUGUUGUAUUUUGUGCCAAAAGCAUUGUCAAAAAUCAUUCUCAACUUCAGUAAGUUAUGGAUGGAGGUAGAUAAAUCAAAUCGAAAACAAUUUGUACUAUGUUACCUCAUGAUUUUUAAUAGCAUGAUAUGAUAGGUAUGUUCUUAAUCACCCCCCUCAAUCUGAGUUUGAAUGGUUAUUAUUUCAUAAUUUUACAUUUUAUGAGUAAUAAUCAAUGCAUGCUUUGUAAACAUGUUUUGUUGGUUGAAAUGAUUCCCCAAUUGUUCAUGUGAAUAUGACUUACAGAAUAUUGCAUUAAUUUAGGAUAUGGGUCAGGCCAUAAUGACAAAAAGUUGCAUUGUUUCAAAAUUAUUCAAGUUCAGUCACUGAGUUACUGAGCAGCUGACAAGAUUUAACUCUACUCAAAAGAAAUAUGUUCUUUCUUGACCUUUGUAACUUUUCGAUUUGUAGCUUAAUCUAUAUUUUGAAACUGCUCAUUUUCUGACGGUAUAAUCAAACACAGAGGAUAUCAUUUUAAAGAGGUUUGAUUAAUCCAAGCACGCAUUGAUUGUUACUGUGAGAAAGAGUAAUAGUCAGACAUUCAAAUAUUUUUUUAUAGGAGCAUUAAUAGUCUCUUGUUAAUUAUCUUGAUUGUUUAUUUUUUGUAAAAAAAAGAGAAGAUUUCUUAUGCACCCACCCUCUUCCUUUCACCCCAAGGAAAAGUUUCUUAGAUUUAUGGUAACUUUGCCAUCCAAGGUUACAACUAUGGUAACAGAGCUCAUUAACCAAUUAAAAUCAAAGUUUCUAUGGUAGAUAAUUACUUUACCCUUCAAGGUUUUAUUUAGUAGGACUAUGCCCCCUUGUAAAAUCAUAUUAGAAAAUGAUUUUACAAUGUCUUCCAACAAACACUUGAAUGUAUACUAUCUAUUUCUUGUUCAUGAGGAUGAAUCAGAUUUUUUCAACCAUUCUUUUCUUGAAAUCAAACAAUGUCGAUUGAUGGAGAUAUAUACAAGAUUCAUUCCAUGAUACAUUAUCUCUCUUUUUCAUAGCAUUUGAUGUAUUGCAGACUUUGUACAAGAUUGUAGAUAUGGAUGUCUAUAUGCCUUCAUUCAGAGUUCUAUCAUUCAGUAAAUCUGCCAAGAUUCUGGUUCAUAACAUUUGAAGCAUUUGUUAUGGUGUCAACACAUGUUCUUUAUGUUAUCUGUACAACAGUCAUAAUAGGGAUUAUGGUAUUUUCAGGUUAAAAAGUAAGAUUGAAAUAUAUGGAGAAGAAUUUAAACAGAAAAUAUAUUUUGUGCCUUACAAAUUCAAUGAUGGUUUGUAUUAUAAAGUGUAGAUUUCUAGAAACAUGACACAAGAUAUAUAAACAGUGAUUGUCUUGCUCAAAAACCCACAAUUAGUCAGGAUUUUCUGUAAAGAGUCAAUAGUAAUUUUGGCUUCAAAAUCAGUAUGUAGACAAUAUCCCUAUUUGAAAGAGUGACUUAUAUUUUACCUGCUUUCAAAAUAUGAUGCUGUGAAAGCAUUUUCAAUCACUAUGCACUUUUUUUUCUACUCAUAGUGAAAGGUAAAAGCUCUAACUUCAAGCUAUAUUUCUUUCAGAAAUACUCCUAAAUUGGUUCAAUUCAAUCUUUCAUACUGUAUAUAAAAAUCUCAAAUUCAUUUUCGCCAUUUAACUUAUUGUUGGUAUAGAGCUAGGUAUGUAAAUAUACUAAUUUGUGACCUGUUCUUAAAAACUUGGGAAAGUUCAAUUGUUAUGAGCAUAUGUAAACGUAGCUUUGUAUUUAGUAAGGAUUAUUCUGUUAAUUAGAAUUACAAUUGUCCGUUAUGAAGAUAACUUGCCCUCACACAGAAGUUAGUCCAUUAGGACCACAUGUAAAUCUGGUCUGAAUGACUCCCCUAGUUCUAUUUCUAAUUUUAGUUAAUCCAUUAUCGGAGACGUACGAUUUGAGAUAUCCUUGUAACUUGAGAAGAUUUUGAAAUUGCAUAGAUUAUCCUCAAAUUGCCCAGUAUUUAAAAUUCUUUACAGGCAUUUUUCAUAUCAUGUGAAUUGACAAUCAGAUUUUUGUUUUAAAAAAGUACUGCUUGUUUCUCAUUUCACAAUAUACUUGAAUGUAUUCUGGUUUGAAUGUUGGUUCUUUCCAUUUUUCGUCUGUUUAUGUCUUUCAUAGACCAUACCAAAUUGAUAAAGGCACAUAAGUAUUUCAUAUUGAACAAAUUAUGUGUAGUUCUUUUGAAUGUUAAAAAAAUAAAUGGGAAUAUCAGUUCUAAGAAUGAGCUGUGCAACUGAAUAGUUGAAUAGAAUUACUGUUUUGUCGUUAAGUGCUUUUUUAAUGCUUCUUCAAACUUAUAUUGCCAUUCUUCAAUCAUGUAAAGUAUACAUUUUAAAAAUAAUUCUACUAAUUUUUUAAUUCUACUAAUUCUUGUCUCAAUUUUUAUUUUCAAUUCUGAUUCAAUUUUACUUUUGUUGAAGUAUGAUACAUUUUGUGGUACACAGCAAAAGAGAAUGAUAUGGAUGUGGAUAUAGGCAUAUUAUAAAUGUCCAAGAGACUGUUUCAUAAAUCUGUCUGUAAGUUAUGUACAACUUUAUAUGCAACUGGUGACCCUUUCUUGUGCUUUGGUCUCCUGUCCUGUCCUGAAUUUUAUAAUGAAAUGAAUCUGAUUUGGCACGCAAGAAUAGGUCACCAGUCGUGCAUAAAACCAGUUUUAUAAAACACAACCCAGAUAUGAAAAUGUUGUGAAAGAGAAAGAAUACUGGAUUACUGUGGUCUGCAAACAUCAUCUCAGAAAUGCACUAGGAAUGUUGUAAUCUACACACUGAAAUGUACACCAAUCAAUGAGAGAAAAUGCUACCUUAUCUGCACUGACUGCCAAUUUGUGUUGAAGUUAAAAAGAAUGAUAAUUUUUUGCCCAAAAGGCACUGGCAAUGCUUCUUGGCUGGAAAAAUGAUCCCAUUCUGGCACUUCGUCACCGCGUGGUUGCAUGGCAUGUAUUUUGUUUAAUGACACCCCACCCCAAUCUCUGGUACCAGUCAGACAGUGUACAUUAUGAAAAAUAUGUUUAAUUGCUCUUGUAUGGAUUUGAUUAAUAUUUUGAACAGAAUGUCUGUAUUUGUAUCACAUUUUAUUCUUCACAUUUUAGGUAUUUGCAGAUGUUGUGGCUUCCAAUGAAGUCUAAGCCAAGCAAAGGCAUCAUACAUACCUUUAAAGCAAUGAAAACAGAUGAUCUAUUAAAUAUGAAAACUA